UAAACUGCUGUAAAACAUUUCGUUCGCUUGCCAUGAAUACACGAAAGCGUAGUGGGCUGUAUUAAUUUAAAAGCAAAUUAACUGAGACACUGACAACCAUAGUGAAAAAUUACUAAAAAGCAGCAGACAAGUGAAAAUAAGGUUGAAGGACAAUGUCCACCGCCUUUUUAACUCUUGUGGCUGUUAUUGUGUGCAUCUUGUUUCGCAUCCUAAAUGUGCACAGCCAGCCAUUGAAGCCGAGCGUUUGGUGUCUCGACGAGCAGUUUCUGGAUUGUCUCUACAAGAUUGCGCCGGUGCUAAGGGAACCUUAUAUUCCACCACGUUUAUGGGGCUUUAGUGGACAUGUGCAAACUGUUUUGCAUAGUAUUGUGGGUCGCGUGCGUUGCCCAUGGCCGUUAGGCGAGCGUGUUUAUUUAUCGCUGGUUGAUGGCUCAACUUUAACCUAUGAUUUGUAUCAGCCACUAAAGGAGUCGGAAGGUAAGCUGCACUAUAUGUCAUUUGAAUCAUUAGUACUAAUUAUAUUUUGCUUUUUUUCAGAUGAUAUUACUGUUGCCAUUUGUCCUGGCAUUGCCAACAGCUCCGAAUCGGUUUAUAUACGCACCUUUGUGCAUUUGGCCCAAUGCAAUGGCUAUCGCUGCGCUGUUAUGAAUCACAUUGGCGCUCUACGCACAGUGCAGGUGACAUCGACACGCAUUUUUACCUAUGGCCAUACAGAAGACUUUGCUGCCAUGGUGGAGCAUCUGCAUCAGAAGUAUAUGCAAAGUCAUAUUGUAGCUGUUGGUUUUAGUCUGGGCGGCAAUCUGGUUACCAAAUAUAUGGGCGAAAUUCAAAAGACUAAGCCGAACAGCGUCAUUGGUGGUAUUUCUAUAUGCCAGGGCUAUAAUGCAGUAGAAGGCACCAAAUGGCUGCUGAAUUGGCAAAACUUUCGACGUUUCUAUUUAUACAUUAUGACCGAGAAUGUUAAGAGCAUCAUAUUACGCCAUCGUCAUAUUUUAUUAUCCGAUGAGGUUAAAGCACGCCACAAUCUCAAUGAGCGUGAAAUUAUUGCAGCCGCUACUUUGCCAGAGCUUGACGAGGCGUAUACACGUCGAGUUUAUAAUUUUUCAUCUACACAAGAGCUCUACAAAUGGAGCUCAUCGCUGUUCUAUUUUGAUACGAUUGAGAAACCGAUGAUAUUUAUAAAUGCCAAAGAUGAUCCGUUGGUGCCAGAGGAUUUGCUGCAUCCCAUAAAGGAAUUUGCUACCACUCGCGCAAAGUCCGCCUACGUUGAAGUAGCACAUGGCGGUCAUUUGGGCUUUUAUGAAGGCGGUUUUCUUUAUCCGAAUCCAGUUACCUGGCUGGAUCGCACACUAGUUGCUAUGGUUGGCUCUUUGGUAUUGAUGCAUACAGAUACACGCAAAGUUGUUGCAUAAAUAAUUACACUUGCAUGGACUAAACGCUUGAGUGUCAAAAUUUUAGAAUGCUACUCACACAUAUGAAAAACACAUUAACAUUUUUGGUGUAAAAAGUAAAGAUAUACAUAUACUUGAUGUAAACUUUUUAAAGUGCAUUUAAAAACAAAUUUGUGAAAUUAUAUUUCUCGUUUACUUGACCCAAAACAUGUUGGCAUGACAAAUGAAUGGCUAGUUAGUUAGAGCCGAAUAAUUUAUGUUCUUAGUAAGUAACGCACAUACCAUGUACUUAUUUCUAAGCAAAUUCUAUAUAUAAAUGUUAAUAUGUAUGUUAACUAAACUUCAAGUGUUUGCUAAAUACGCAAAAUGCAAAAUGAAACGAAGCAAAUCGCAAGUCCCUGAGCGCAAAUUGCAAAUUGCCUUAUUGUAGACUUUUUAUAUAUGUGUAUAUGAUUUUUAAUUCC
This is a messenger RNA of Drosophila busckii, 1855 nucleotides long. RefSeq names its product abhydrolase domain-containing protein 2 (gene Hydr2). Bases 153 to 1412 code for a protein of 419 amino acids. Gene Ontology annotation, biological process: acylglycerol catabolic process; sperm capacitation; medium-chain fatty acid catabolic process. Gene Ontology annotation, cellular component: sperm flagellum; sperm plasma membrane. Gene Ontology annotation, molecular function: acetylesterase activity; monoacylglycerol lipase activity. The record is from RefSeq and is a predicted model, not a curated record. NCBI's taxonomy places the organism in Eukaryota, Metazoa, Arthropoda, Insecta, Diptera, Drosophilidae. The transcript is spliced from 4 exons.